Molecule: messenger RNA, 1733 nt
Organism: Pseudomassariella vexata
Lineage: Eukaryota; Fungi; Ascomycota; Sordariomycetes; Amphisphaeriales; Pseudomassariaceae
Exons: 2
Coding region: 26-1336 (436 amino acids)
Molecular function (GO): hydrolase activity, acting on carbon-nitrogen (but not peptide) bonds
Source: RefSeq, a predicted model, not a curated record
CUUUCAAUGAUAAUCAUGAGAUAAGAUGCCAGAGAAUAUUUAUACCAUCCAUACCUCAACUCUAUUUGACCCACAGAGGAAGAAUUUCUUCAAAAAUGUGUCAAUCGUCAUCGACCCGCAAGCCGGUGUGAUCGUUGAUGCUUAUCAGCGAGAAGCUCAGCUCUGCAAGUUGGGCGCAACCGACGUCGACCUUCGGGGCAAAGUGGUGAUGCCCGGCUUCGUCGAUGCUCAUACGCACAUAUUUCUGCAUUCUUACAAUGAGCGACCAGCCGCAGAGCAGAUGCGUGACGAGAGCAUCGUGGAACGAGUUGUCCGUGCAACCAACCAUGUGCGCACCGCGCUGCUGGCGGGCUACACAACCUACCGUGACUUGGGGUCUGAGGCGAUGCAAAGCUUCGAUGUCAAUCUGCGGGACUCCAUCAACCGUGGGCUGAUACCUGGGCCUCGGCUCUUUGUUGCGACUCAUCCGCUGGGCAGUACCGGUGGUUUCGAGGUAAGGACCGAGAACUUCCACGGUGGCGUGCGGGCGCCGCCUGCUUCCGAUCCGGGAGAUGGCCCCGAGGGUGUCAGACAGGCGGUGCGUAGACGUGUGGCCGAAGGCGCCGACGUUAUCAAGUUCUACGCGGACUACCGCCGGAAGAUCAUGCGGUUUCCGCCCAAACAGCAGCAUCCGUACAAGUUGAGAGUGCAAUUCCCGCCGGCGGAUCCCAACCCCCAUGUGCCGCUAUUCAGCCAAGAGGAGAUGAACAUGAUUGUCCAGGAAGCCAAGCUGGCGGAGUUGCCGGUGGCGGCACAUGCUGGGGGGUUCAAGGCAGCAAUGAUGGCCGUCAAGGCUGGCGUUACAUCUCUCGAGCAUGGCUUUGAGACUACGGACGAAUUGUUUGACGAGAUGAAACAGCGAGGAUGCAUCUUCGUGCCGACGCUGGCAGCCGCAGAGAUGUUCAAUAAAGAUGGCAUCAAGGGCAUUCUAGCACAAACAAAACGGGCGCACGAACUUGGCGUUCGUCUAGCAGCAGGUGGUGAUACCGGGGUAUUCUCACAUGGCCAGGGUGCACGAGAGAUGGAGUUGAUGGUGGAGGCUGGCAUACCCCUCAAUGAUGUCCUGACAGCAUGUACGAUUGGCGGCUGGGAGAGCUGUGGGGGUGAUUUAUGUGGCUUCAAAUUUGGCUGGUUUGGAAAGGACAAUCGCGCUGACAUUAUCGCCUUGGAUUCGGACCCGAGAGAAGACAAAACUGCGCUGCGGAGGAUCAGCUUUGUGAUGAAGGACGGCAGGGUCUGGAAGAACGAUGGUAUCGCUGUUGAUAUGAUUCAAAACCACCAUGCAUGGGACUGCUGACCGCACCAUCCCAUCUUAGCGAUUCCCUAAUACGGCCCAAAUUAUGGAAUGUGAUGCAGGUGCGAUGCUGUACCUAAUGGUUUAUCACUGCCGUCAAAACUGGUAUCAUCCCAGGUUUUGUCCUUAUCAAUCAGUUGUAAGUAGCCAAUAUCAGACUGUACUAGGGUGUGGUUACGGCAUAAGCUACCCUCAGAACCACCAACUCGUUCCACUUGAGCAACAGGCUUACAUUAUGUGUAGCCCUUUAUUAUGCUUGAUAUAUCUAGACUUGUUUAUUUCACAGAUUCGUUUUAUUAUCGCUUUAAACAUCAUGAUCCAGUUACUUCGCAGUCAUAUCUCGUCAAGUCGAUUGACGCCUCUUGGCAGCCGCUGUCAAGUUCUACCAUCUGUCUUUGUG